Ceratotherium simum simum (southern white rhinoceros) is the source of this 613-nucleotide messenger RNA. It is a transcript of the gene S100A10, whose product is annotated as S100 calcium binding protein A10. Gene Ontology annotation, molecular function: transmembrane transporter binding; calcium ion binding; calcium-dependent protein binding. The record is from RefSeq and is a predicted model, not a curated record. Gene Ontology annotation, cellular component: cytoplasm. NCBI's taxonomy places the organism in Eukaryota, Metazoa, Chordata, Mammalia, Perissodactyla, Rhinocerotidae.
GCCGCGCGUCCCAGCCGCCGAGUGUCUGCGUUGCGCCUCCGGCUAAGGUUUCAACAGAUCUCUCCAAAAUGCCGUCUCAAAUGGAACAUGCCAUGGAAACCAUGAUGUUCACAUUUCACAAAUUUGCUGGGGAUAAAGGUUACUUAACAAAGGAGGACCUAAGAGUACUCAUGGAAAAGGAGUUCCCUGGAUUUUUGGAAAAUCAAAAAGACCCUCUGGCUGUGGACAAAAUAAUGAAGGACCUGGAUCAGUGCCGAGAUGGCAAAGUGGGCUUCCAGAGCUUCUUUUCGCUAAUUGCUGGGCUCACCAUUGCGUGCAAUGACUAUUUUGUAGUACACAUGAAGCAGAAGGGAAAAAAGUAGGCAGCAUUGAGCAAUUCCUCUCACCCUGAUAAGAGUUCUGCCAAAGGGUCGCUUAAGGAAUCUGCCCCGCAGCUUCCCCCUGUGUAAGGAUUUCCUGAGCAGAUUGGGACCCUUAGAAAAUGUACAAAGAGAAUCCAUUCCCAUUCGACAGGCCCAGAAAGAAAAGUUAGUUAAAGCCAGAUGAGCUUUUGAUUUUUAUAUUGCUUGCAUCCUCUUGCCCUCAAUAAACAAAUUCCUUUUUUAGUUCCUAA